CAAAAUGAUGAUACACAGUGGAUAAAGGACUAGGUGCCGGCUAAAUCAACCAAGAUGGCAUCUGGUCUGAGGAAAAUCACAAAUACGCUUCUGUGCAGACAGGAUGACAUUCCAGAAAACCGAACCAUUUUUGUUAACCACAAGCCCCCGCCAACUGAUGAUGUUUACUUCCAACAAAAAUUUCCAGACAACCAAAUCAUCUCAUCAAAGUAUACUAUCAUUACAUUUCUACCGAAGAAUCUCUUUGAGCAAUUCAGAAGAAUAGCCAACUUCUAUUUUCUCCUUGUUGCUAUCUUACAGUUGGCUAUUGACAGUCCAGUCAGCCCCAUUACUAGCAUCUUUCCUCUGGUCUUCGUUAUCUCUGUCACUGCAAUAAAACAGGCCUACGAAGACUGGCUACGACACAAAGCAGACAAUGAGGUCAACAAGCGGCCCACCCAGGUGGUGCGGGACUGCCAAAUCAAGGAGGUUCAGUCCCAGCAAAUUCAUGUGGGAGACAUUGUGAAGGUCAUGGUGGAGGAGGAGUUGCCCUGCGACAUGGUCCUACUGUCUUCACAGAGUGAAGACGGGGAAUGCUACGUCACAACAGCAAAUCUGGAUGGAGAGACCAACCUUAAGAUCUUUCGAUCGUUGCCAGACACCGCCAUACUACAGGAUGAGGAAUCACUAGAUGUGUUGUCUGCUAUGGUGGAGUGCGAACAGCCGCAGCCAGACCUGUACAAAUUUAUUGGAAGGAUGCGCUUCUACACGCAGAACCAGCAGCCCACAGUCAGGUCACUCACAGCAGAAAAUGUUCUCUUGAGAGGUUCCCGGUUAAAAAACACACCUUUUGUUUAUGGGGUGGCAAUUUACACAGGAAGAGAGACCAAAAUGGCUCUGAAUUCCAGACAAAAAGGCCAGAAACAUUCCUGCAUAGAGGGUUCCAUGAACAAGUACCUGGUGGCCAUGUUGGUGUGGCUGCUGGUCCAGACGUCGAUUGUGACAGGACUCAAGUUCUGGACGGACCGCCGCGACUUCAUGGUGAAUUCCUGGUACGUUCAUCCAGUCGCCGAGGCAUUAGGAGAUCUGUCCGGCAGCGGCAUCGUCGUCUUCACAGAUUUCUUGUCAUUCCUCGUUCUCUUCAAUUACAUCAUUCCAAUCUCCCUCUAUGUCACAAUCGAGCUGCAAAAGUUCCUAGGUUCUCUGUAUUUUGGCUGGGAUUUGGACAUCUAUGAUCCUAAAGCUGACCUUCGUGCCAAGGCCAACACCUCUGACCUGAACGAGGAGCUCGGUCAAGUUGAAUACAUGUUCACGGACAAGACUGGCACAUUGACGGAAAAUGACAUGCAGUUCAGGCAGUGCUCGGUCGACGGCAUCAAAUACGUAGAGGAGGAGGGCAAACUGGUACCCGACAAGGAAUCAGUGGCUACUCCUGAGGCAAUGAAAGAAUUCUUGCUAUGCAUGGCUCUCUGUCACACAGUCCAUGUCAACAAAGACCAAGGUGGGGACGAGGUUGAUGCACCAAACGCCUACGAGGACUACACACAGUGGCAGUACGAGGCCUCGUCCCCAGAUGAAAAGGCUCUUGUUGAAGCCACUCGUAGGUUUGGUGUGGUCCUAACAGCCUCCACACAGGAGUACAGCGAGCUCAUGAUAGAAGGGGACCUGGUUCGAUUCCAACUGCUGCAUGUAUUGGAGUUUGACCCCACCAGGAAAUGCAUGAGUGUCAUCAUAAGGACCCCUGAGGGGAAUGUGCAGGUCCUGUGCAAGGGAGCUGAAUCUACCAUCCUGGCUAGGAGUGUGACCGGACAGAAAGAUAUCAUCUUGGACCACGUCAACGAUUACGCAGUGUUGGGGCUUCGGACACUCUGCUUUGCCAAGAGGGAAUUGAGUUACAGUGAGUACGAGAAUUUUCAUGAUCAACUCCAAGAGGCAUCCACAGCCCUUGAAAGCAGGGAAGAGAAGCUUACCCAAGUGUUCAAUGACGUUGAGCAGGAACUACAUCUCCUGGGUGCAACUGGAGUGGAAGACAAGCUACAAGAUGGCGUCCCAGAGACCAUUGAAGCCCUUCGUAUAGCUGGCAUCAAAGUUUGGGUGCUGACUGGUGACAAGCAGGAGACAGCCGUCAACAUCAGCCACUCCUGCAAGCACUUCCAGCCUCACAUGCAGGAGUUGAUGCUGGUCAAGCAGGCCAACGCUCAGGAAUGCGGGGAGACUCUCUGGCGAUUCCUGGAACAAAUGAAAGCAGAACCUAAGGUGAAAUAUGCCAUGGUCGUUGAUGGUCCAAGUUUAUUCCAUGCCUUGGAACAUCACAAGGACACGCUGCGAGACCUGUGCCUUAACUGCGUGGCUGUCUUAUGCUGCAGGAUGUCUCCACUCCAAAAAGCAGAGGUUGUCAAGCUGGUGAAAUUCUCGGACAAGCGCCCAACUACCAUGGCCAUUGGUGAUGGUGCCAAUGAUGUCAGCAUGAUCCAGGAAGCUCACAUUGGUCUUGGCAUCAUGGGUAAAGAGGGUCGGCAGGCCGUCCGAUGUAGUGACUAUGCAUUCUCCCGCUUUAGGUUUCUUAUACGGGUGCUCCUUGUGCAUGGAGCGUGGUACUACAACCGCAUUGCAAUCACAGUACAGUACUUUUUCUACAAGAAUGUUGCCUUCAUCACUGCUCAGUUUUUCUACGCCUUCUAUUCUGCCUUUUCUGAACAAACCAUCUAUGACAGCUUCUAUUUAACUCUCUUCAACAUCACUUACACAUCGCUGCCCAUUCUCAUCUACGGGAUCGUGGAGCAGCACCUGUCCAGCGAGAUGCUUGUUGAGAAUCCCCGGCUUUACAGGGAGAUUCAGAAGAACGCCAAGCUAACCUGGAUCCAGUGCGUCUACUGGCUAGCACUGGGUAUGCUCCAUGCCGUAGUGAUUUACUACUUCACCAUGUUGGUCUUCAAGAAUGACGCAUCACUCUACCCAGAUCAAAAGAACAUGGGCAACUGGUCAUUCGGGACCAUUCUCUACACUUGUUGUAUCCUGAUUGCAAACAUCAAGCUUGGAAUAGAGACUAGGUGCUGGAACUGGAUCACAAUAGGUGCCAUGGCAAUCUCUAUUCUGGCCUAUCCAGUGUUGACGUCCAUCUAUACUGCAUUCGUAUGGUACAAUGUGUUUGGAGGAUGGAACUUUUUCGACACAACCACGGUUUACUACGUCUUCUUCAUGUCACUGAAGAGCUUGUCAGUCUGGUUUCUCAUUCUCCUGGUCAUUGGGGCCUGUUUCCUGCCGGACUUUGUUUACAAGACGUGCCAGCUUUACUUCUUUCCUUCGGAGAGCCAGAUUGCCCACAAGGCAGCUGGUAUGUGCUCAUGGUUCAGCUUGGCUUGCCUGUACUACCAACCCUCAGAGGGGUUGGUCCUUGCAUGCCCUCUCUCAGGGGAUGUGGGUAUAUGCAACCAUGCCCUAGAGAGGCCAUCACCAGAGGCCACGGUGCACACUAUACUUGAACAAGAUCGGAGUGUAAGCCCUGGGGUGGAGGAGCCAAGCAAACACCCAACCAAGCUUACACCGUUGGCACCCAAGAAGCCGGUGGGGUUCAACAGUCAAGGGAGACUGAACCCAGCCUUCGAAGGAAAUGUCGCCAGCGAUGCAGUGGAUGAGGGUGCCCUGACCCUAGGGACCUACAAGCUGGCCUAUCAGAGGGAAGAGGACCAAACCACCAAGACAACUCCAAUAACAGUUUUGUAAGGUCGACAAACAGGCUUAUUCCCCCAUGACAAUAACUGUUACCAGAUCCCAAAGAAUGAGUCUUAUGGUCAUUUUAGUUAUUAUCAGUUAGCAUUAGAAAGAGGAAAACUGAGGCCUUUAUUUUGAUACAUCACCCUCUUUGGCAUUCUAUUGAGUUUGGGCAUUUUUAAGGUAAAACAUGUUUGAGGUUUAUACUGAUUUAAAGUUGCAUAAGUUUAUCUUUAUAGGCUCUGAAGUGGCUCUGGGCUGCUAGGCUUGGUCUCCGUUACCAAGAAAGAUUAUAAGAGUGACUCCAAGGAACUGUAAACCGUGUGUUAUGGGUACAAGAUUACUUGGUUGUAACAAAGUAAGCAUUGGUUUAUUUCCCUUAAAGCGUUGGGAUGCUAUGUGGUGUUUAGAAAUAAUGGAAAUUCUGGUUGUCGUGGUUGUUAGCUCAGGCAGCUCAUUCCAUAUUGUAGGUUUAUGUACAAAGAAAGUGUGUACUAAUGAUUAUACUACUGGGACAGAAACUCACGAAAGCUAGUCUUGGGACAUUUUAGAGAAUUUUAAUUACAGAAGGUCAAGUGCACUUCGUCUGAUUUUGUUCUGCAUUUUCUGGGUGAGAGUUAAUUUGCAUUGGAUCAUUGCUUUAGGAUAUGAAGUAAGCUUAUCUCCCCUGAAUGAAGGUACUUACAAUGAGGGUGUUUGUGAACUGGAAAUUUUUCAAUUGAUGUAUUAUGGGCUUUGAAUUUUCUUUCUGUUGUGAUUCAAGUGUUAAAAGCCAUCAAGUGGAGAAAAUUGAACCAAAGAAAAUGUUUGUCUUUUUUAAAGAAAAAGUGCAGUACUAGGAGGUGAUGGUAACCUGACAGUAAAAGGAUUUUCCCUGAAACGUUUUACCCUUCAAAUAUGUGAAAAUAGAUUCAGUUACUGUCCACAGGAAAAGAUGGGGUCAUUUGCAUUUGAACCGUAAGACAUCUCAGUUUGAUAUUUAAGUUUUAUUUUGAACGUAAGUCACCUCUGGUAUUACAAAGAUAUCACUUGUUUAAAAGUGCCGAACCAAACAGUCACCAUCAACAGAUUUUUUUAUUGAAAUCUGUGCCUUUUUGGGGGGAACGUUUGAAAGUUAUUUUGUUACACUGGACUGUAUAAAGCAGCCAACGGCCAAAACAAUGUAACUUGCAGCUUUCAUUCAGACUCCACUGAACGGUUGCAAAUAGAGAAUGAACAUGUAUUUUUGUGAAUUAGUGAUUUAAGAAUAUGGUUUUGAUUGGAUUAAAAUUAAUGAUUUCAUCGUUUCAUGAAAGUUUCUGCGAUACUGUCGUGAAUUCCUACUAUUCUGUAUACAUUCCUAAUAUAGAAUAUUUUUUUCUGCAUUUUUCACUUCGCAUUGUGAGCAAAAAGUGCCUGUUCAAAUGACAAUAGUGUUUGGUUAUACACGUCCAUUUGAGAUGUUUUACUGGUGUACUUAACUAUUCUUACACCUUUGUCAUUGUGUGAACAAUUUGUCUUUCAAAGCUCAAGGCUUGUGUCAUACUUAAACACACUGUCCUGACAAAUAACUGUAACAUGAUGAAACUUUUAAAACCUUAAGUCAGUUAUUUUCCGGCUGUAGUGGAGCAUAAAAUAAUGAAUAAUCAAUGUUCAAAGUCAUUGUAUAGGUUGUCUUACAUGCAGUUGUAUCUAGAAAUUUUGUCAAUUAAAAUAUUGAUUUCUCUUAAA
Molecule: messenger RNA, 5400 nt
Organism: Acanthaster planci (crown-of-thorns starfish)
Lineage: Eukaryota; Metazoa; Echinodermata; Asteroidea; Valvatida; Acanthasteridae
Product: phospholipid-transporting ATPase IF-like
Biological process (GO): phospholipid translocation
Cellular component (GO): recycling endosome; plasma membrane; endoplasmic reticulum
Molecular function (GO): ATP hydrolysis activity; ATP binding; ATPase-coupled intramembrane lipid carrier activity
Source: RefSeq, a predicted model, not a curated record